AAAAAAAAAUCAUCUUCUACUUUGUUCUUCUCUUCCAAUGGCAAGUUCUGUUCUUGGAGUUGUUUUUGCAAUUCUAGUCAUGGUGGUGCCAAGUUCGGCCACAGUUUACACUGUAGGAGACACCUCUGGCUGGACAAUGGGUGUUGAUUAUAGCACUUGGACCAGUGGCAAGACCUUUGCUGUUGGUGACAGCCUUGUAUUUAACUAUGGAGGAGGGCACACAGUAGAUGAAGUAAGUGCAAGUGACUACAACACAUGCACAGUAGGGAAUGCAAUUACAUCAGAUAGCAGCGGAGCCACCACCGUAGCUCUGAAAACGGCAGGGACUCACUAUUACAUUUGUGGAGUAGUUGGGCAUUGUGGGAGUGGCAUGAAGCUUGCUGUUACUGUUAAGGCAGCUUCUUCAUCAACAGGGUCCGGUUCUGGUUCUACUUCUACUUCUACUACUACUACUCCUUCAUCUGGCACCACUAGUUCUACUACUCCUUCUACUACCUCUCCUUCUGGAACUACUACCAAUAAACCUGCAUCUAAUAUGUAUGAGUCAGCUUCAGCUAUUAUUUCACCGAUUGGGGCUAUUUUGUUCACUUUGGUUGCAUUUUUUGUCAUGGUUUUUUCAUUGUAAGGUUUGGCACUGGUGGUGACACCUUGGCCAGGCUAGAGGCAGUGCUCUUCUCUUUCCUCUCUUCUCUUAUCUUUCUUUGUGUUGAUUGUAUUCCGGAUAAUCAUUAUUGCUUUUUAUUAUAAAGGAGUAGGUUUAUAUCUUAUUCAA
Messenger RNA from Jatropha curcas, 772 nucleotides. RefSeq names its product blue copper protein. The record is from RefSeq and is a predicted model, not a curated record. Gene Ontology annotation, molecular function: electron transfer activity. Gene Ontology annotation, cellular component: plasma membrane. Lineage: Eukaryota; Viridiplantae; Streptophyta; Magnoliopsida; Malpighiales; Euphorbiaceae.